AUGAUCCGACUUGUUCCUAAACGAAACAUCUUUCAAAUCCUGCUCGCUGUUAAGAAAGAUCCUAAGUCCUUGGCUGUGAAAUGUGGGAUCGUGAUAAUUCCGCAGAGUCGGGGUCAGCAGGUCGGAAACCCGGCGUUCGGUUUGCAUGCUCACCGACCUGUGGCAGCUGAGCUUACAGGACUGUGUGAGGAGCUGGAAUUGCGCCUCGGUAUAGAGUUCAAGGCUAAUGUGCCUUCCAUCGCUUUCUGCUUACUGCUAUACAAUGCUGUGAACCAUAACCAGCAAAGCGAGAUAUGUUAUACAGGAAACUCCUUGAAGAGAUAG
Messenger RNA from Pseudocercospora fijiensis CIRAD86, 324 nucleotides. RefSeq lists its product as uncharacterized. The transcript has 3 exons. The record is from RefSeq and is a predicted model, not a curated record. Lineage: Eukaryota; Fungi; Ascomycota; Dothideomycetes; Mycosphaerellales; Mycosphaerellaceae. Bases 1 to 324 code for a protein of 107 amino acids.